This is a messenger RNA of Hermetia illucens (black soldier fly), 1120 nucleotides long. It is a transcript of the gene MED27, whose product is annotated as mediator of RNA polymerase II transcription subunit 27. The transcript is spliced from 6 exons. Gene Ontology annotation, molecular function: transcription coactivator activity. Gene Ontology annotation, biological process: regulation of transcription by RNA polymerase II. Gene Ontology annotation, cellular component: mediator complex. NCBI's taxonomy places the organism in Eukaryota, Metazoa, Arthropoda, Insecta, Diptera, Stratiomyidae. The record is from RefSeq and is a predicted model, not a curated record. The coding region runs from base 125 to 1015 and encodes 296 amino acids.
AAGUUGGGUGCUCUUCGGUCUGUCAAUUUGCUCGGUGUAAAUAUGAUAUUCGCGUGAACUUCACUACUUAAUUUGUGUUUGGUGAUUGUUAAACUUAAUUUGUAUAAGGAUUUGCACAGUAAAAAUGGAUUCCUUAAAUAAUGCUUUGAGCGCCAUUAAAAAUUUGCGAUCGAGUGUUGGCCAUGUUUUCGAAGUUUUAGCAAAUGGAGUGCAAGCUCAUCAUGGCGAUGAUGGCCGGGAUUCAAAGUUUCUAGUUCAGUUCCAGGAGCUGUUCAAUAAUGUGAAUUUAAAUUUAAGAGAGGUCGAAUCUGUUAUUAACGGCUUAACUCCGCCACCGGCUCCCUUCAACUUGGGACACACAGCAGCCCUUGCACAAGAGACAACAGACGAGCGCCAGGCCCUUUACUCGCAACUCGUGAAUAGUUACAAAUGGGUGGAUAAGAUUCACGAGUACAGUUUUCUAGCGAACAAUAUUUUAAACUGUAAUUCCCUGCGACGUUCAUAUAUUUCAUAUUCCAAUAAGAGGGGCCGCUUACAAAUUUCGUCCUGUAAUAACACAUCUCCGCAACAUGUGGACAAAGUACUUAAUGAACUAAGCUUGAAUUCCCUACAAACAAACUAUAAAAUUUGGAGGCCCUUUGGAUCGAAUGCUGUGGUUAUUGUUAACAUCGGUAGAAUACUCAAAGCUGCAAUUGUCUUCAAAGGCGUCAUGAUUGAAUGGGUAACAGUAAAAGGAUUCGACGAGAGUUUGGACGUGGAUGAUCUAUGGACAGAAUCCCGCUAUGAAGUUUUCCGCAAAGUACAAGAGCAAACUCAUUCGGCAAUGUUGCAUUUCUUCUCACCAACUCUUCCAGAUUUGGCUGUUAAAAGCUAUAUGACUUGGAUCCACAGCUAUAACAAAUUAUUCACAGAACCUUGCAGAAGAUGCGGAAAAUACUUGUAUAAUGCACUACCACCUACUUGGAGAGACCUUCGGACAUUGGAACCGUUUCACGAGGAGUGCAAGAACUGCUAAUAAUGGACGUUAGUAAUAGGAAUGAAUGAAAAGUUUAAGAUCUACAUAAUUUGUAAGUUUAAGAUAUUUAAAGAGAACUGAAUAAAUACAAGAACGAGAAAAUUA